Prorocentrum cordatum is the source of this 888-nucleotide messenger RNA. The record is from the annotation of a GenBank genome assembly. Lineage: Eukaryota; Dinophyceae; Prorocentrales; Prorocentraceae.
UGGGCUCAAGGUUUGGCACAGCGCGCGUUCCCCCCGCGCCCCCCGGGUGCACACGCCCGCCGACGCGCAUUUUGCCGCCAUGCUUGCUUUAGCCGCAGCUGGAGCCAUUGCCUACGCGCUCGGUCGCGGGCAGAUUGCCGCCGCGGCGGGGGCCGACGGGUACGCUUCACGCGCCGACAUACCCAGCGGGUGCGAGCUCGACGAUGCCAACAAGGUGCCCCACGACGGCACGUGCCUCUUCGACGACCAGUGCAGCGGGGGUUACUGCUGUCCUUACUUCAAGGUCUGCCAAGAUGGCAAUCGGGCUUUCGGCGACUGGUCGAACGACCCCCUGAAGGUGGAGAUCCUUUACGCGUCAGGGGUCAACGGCGGCGAAGGAACCAACGGCUGUGGCGACGGAGGGAACAACGUGUGUGACGCGUGCGCCUUCAGGGGUGAGUCGGGUACGUCCAUCGACCCUUGCUACGAGCCGCUUGGGUAUCCAGUUCUCACCACGUCACCCAACAUGUGGAAUCUACCUCUUUGGGACAUCACCAACCCGAUCUGCAAUUGUGACCAACGUUUCAUUGACUACGUGUUGAACGGCCAGUGGGUCCCUCAGUGCGGCGGUGCGACGCAAGCCGACCCGACUCCAGCGCCGCCACCGACGCCAGCGCCACCACCGGGGGCCCUGCCCGCCGCGGCCGGCCUCGCGCGGCGGGCGGCCGGGGCCGCCCCCGUGGCGGCCCUGCUGCUCGCGGGCGCCGCCGCGGUCGUGGUCGGCUCGCACUGAGCCACGGAGCGCCGACGGCGGCCCGCCCCUUGCUGACGGGGCGAGGCCGGCGCCCUGCGCCCCGGGUGCCGUCACGCCGAGCGGCCGAGCGGCCGUCGGGCGGCGGGGGAGCGGGG